Messenger RNA from Phaeodactylum tricornutum CCAP 1055/1, 1893 nucleotides. RefSeq lists its product with no specific name. The transcript is spliced from 4 exons. The record is from RefSeq and is a predicted model, not a curated record. NCBI's taxonomy places the organism in Eukaryota, Bacillariophyta, Bacillariophyceae, Surirellales, Neidiaceae. Bases 1 to 1893 code for a protein of 630 amino acids.
AUGUCGAACCUUUACAGGCAGGUCAGGGAGACGGCGAUCGCCAAUGAGAGUCCUACCGAUUCUUCACCGCACGAGAUCGCUGCUCCAAAUGUGUUUCCCGAUCUACCUGAUUUCGGGGCAACGUACGAGGACAAGCACUCGGGCAUCCAAGGCGGGUGGAUCCAUGUAAGCAUUUCGGAGACCACCGAGGUCAAGAACCGAGGCGGCGUGGGCACUCUAUCCUUUGAUAAGAACGGAGAUCUUGUGGACUACAAGAUGGUGCUGGAAGGCACCACGGCGAAUUGCGCCGGUGGAAAGACCCCAUGGGACGGCUGGGUGUCGUGUGAAGAAUGUCGUCUAGCCAUACACUGGCAAGUCGAUCCCACUGGUACACGGGAAUCUAAGUUACAUCAAUUUGCUCGGCAACGAUGCGGUCACUUUGAAGCGUUUGCAUACGAUGUUCGCAACCGAGAAAUGCCGCACUUCUUUGUUACGGAAGAUCACUCUAAGGGUGCGCUGCGCCGUUUUACUCCCGACAGUGCCGAUUGGAAUGACCCGUGGAACAUAUUGUAUGGUCCUGGCCUCAUUGAGUUCCUCAUCGUGACGCCCGACUCCUCUGGUACAGCGGGACGCUUCGAAUGGACGCGUGACCACAAUGCAGGCAAGAAGAAUGCUGAGAAGCACUUUCCGAAUACGGAAGGGAUGGAUGUGUACGAAAAUGAGCUGUAUUUUGUAACGAAACGCUUCAAGUCCAUGUUUAUAUUGAAUUUAGACACGGGAACGUAUACAAAUCAGACGACACGCAGCGGCUUGUUUGAUGGUGGUCCGGAUCAAUUACAGCGGAUCUUGGGAGACGAAGGCGAAAUAUUGUACUUUACAGAAUCUGGCGGACGCGAUGCUGGUAUUCACGGUCGUAAUGCUAAGGGCCAGUAUUUUACCAUCCUGGAAAGCCCAGUGUACGAAGACGAGACGAGCGGGCUCGCAUUCUCUCCGGAUGCGACGCGCAUGUACGUGGCGUACCAGAAUAUUGGCAUUUUGUUCGAGAUUCGUCGCGAAGAUGGCCUACCAUUUGACGAGAAGUCACUGAACGUCAAGUUACGCUUGUUUUCAAAGGUCAACCACAUGCUGCUAGCUACCGGUAGUCCAAUGACGUUUUUUCGGGAACAACGUUCACAAUAUUUGAUUAGGAUUGCGGGUCACGAUCGUACGGGAUCCACUUGUCUGACUGGGAAAGGUACGGUGCGAAGCUACCAGUCUUGCGGCAACGGGCUGUCCCGGACCGUAUCAUCAGUUCGAUGCGUCCCGCCGAUUGGAUCGACGACUUUUACAAGCACCAGCACCAGGACGACGACGACAGCUUCCAAGCACUCCAACUGCGACGACAAUCCACACCGAGACCAUCCGUCCGAUACAACGGGACAUUGCAAAAGGUACCGCCUCCGGGGGACGACUCUACCAAACAAUAAGAGCGGCGUCCGUGUCACCACCAACACGGGACACGUUCUGCAAACGGACCUACCGCGCAUCAUGGGCGGACGCGACACGGCUCCACAACCAAUCGAAACCCUACUUGCGGCGCUCAUGGGAUGUACGCAAGCGACGGCUGUCUUUGUCGCUCGGAAAAUGACUCCACGGGUGGUCUUGGACCGACUCGAGUUGGCGCUGACGGCGGAACGGGAUGAGAGGGGCGCUCUGGCGCUGCCGAUUGAGACACCGCCGGCAAUACCGGCACGAUUGCAACGGGUCUCGGGAACCGUCACGUUGUAUGCCGCUCGGCAAGAAAGGCUCUCUACCAACGAGUUGAUGCUGUUGCGCGAACAGACCGAGUUGCGAUGUCCAGUGGCGAACCUGUUGACCGCUAGUGGCUGUGUCAUGGAGGUGGAGUGGAUCGAUGGCAACGCCAAACAAGCCUGA